CAGGAGACAAGCUGCAGCCUAAGUGCAGCUGGGGUCUGCGAAGCGAAAGCAAAGGAGGCCGAGUUCUCCGCAUCCGCAGUAAUGCGACGUUUCAUCUUCUGAACAACGCCUCGUCCUUCUUGCCUCAUCGCUCAUUACUAUUCCAUCUCCAUCUCGUUCCCUUGGUUUCCUUUUUGUUUCUUCUUUUUCUUCCGCCGAUCACCUCAGCCGCCGGCUCGCGCUGGACCCCGAUCCCCGCGAUGAAGUCACCGGUCUCCCUCCUCAGCUUCCUCCUCGCCUCGGCCUCGUUGACCUCUGUAUAUGCGGCUUCCGAUUCCUCUGGCUCUAAAGAUGAUCAAGCGCCAUGCGUCGCGCGUUCUCCGACAACGGGACUCUACUACGACCUGAACAGCUUGACUGUACAACACCCUUCAAGCGACUCCGAGAAGACCCGCAAACACCAACGACAAGAGAGCUGGCACGCAAAGGGCUACGACUACAACGCGAACUUUACACUCAAUGUCUGCGGGCCUGUUAUUGAGGAUGUUACGGACGUCGUGGGAGUUGGGGAGAACCUGUGGCAGAACGUCAGCGCGUACUACAAGAAGGAUGACAAGACAUAUUCUAUCGGACAACAAGCGUCUGAACUUUUCUUUCGAGGCCGUAAACUCGUUCUCAACUACACAGACGGCUCGCCGUGCGAUGGCGAUCUCUCUUCGCGUAACAAGUCGACCCUCAUCUCAUUCCUAUGCGACCGCGACAUUUCCGCGUCACAACCGACGGUCUCUUUCGUCGGCACGAUGGACGAGUGCACAUACUUUUUUGAACUUCGAAGCUCCGCCGCCUGCGGUGGCUAUGGACAUGAUCCUGCUGGCCAGGGUCUGUCUCCAGGAGGGAUCUUCGGUAUAAUUGCCCUCAUUGCAAUCGCAGCUUAUCUGGUCGGUGGUUGCGCUUACCAACGAACCGUCAUGCACCAGCGCGGCUGGAGACAAUGUCCCAAUUACAGCCUGUGGGCUGGAAUGCUCGACUUUGUGAAGGACAUGACAAUCAUCCUAUUUUCUUCACUCCUCCGCCUCCUGCGCAUCCGACGCUCACCGCAGGGCUACACCGCCCCCAGUAGCAGUCCCCAACGAGGCCGGUACCCAGGCGGCCAGCGCGGCCGCGCCGAGGACGUCGAUGCAGAGAAUCGGUUGAUAGACCAGUACGAUGAGGAGUGGGACGAUUAACGCAAGCGAUCUGUAUUUUGUUUUCUUCUCUUUGCUUUCAUGUCCAUGAGCUUCACUGCUCGGUUAGAGGGAUUGAUUCUCUGCUCUAGUCUAGGCAGGACAGUGAUGACGAUGUAUUGUAUGGAGUGUGAUGUUAUUGUAUGAACUGAAGGGAGGAUUAGAUUUACGAGGGUAUAUGGUUAUAUGAUUUCAUGGACAUGGGGAUAAGUACAUUUAUAUUUCGACCUACACAUCAGGAGAGUAUCUUGCUAUUUGAAUCUUUGGUAUCAAUCUGCCAUCAGAACAAGAAUACUUUAUAAAUGGUGCAACCAUCACUUUGCAGCAUGUAUGUG
Aspergillus calidoustus is the source of this 1537-nucleotide messenger RNA. Lineage: Eukaryota; Fungi; Ascomycota; Eurotiomycetes; Eurotiales; Aspergillaceae. The record is from the annotation of a GenBank genome assembly.